Rotaria sordida is the source of this 1026-nucleotide messenger RNA. The record is from the annotation of a GenBank genome assembly. Lineage: Eukaryota; Metazoa; Rotifera; Eurotatoria; Philodinida; Philodinidae.
AUGAUCGAACAGUUUCGUAAUUAUACGGAAAAUAAAAUGACAAUCGAAGAGAUUGAUCUCAAUAAAUUUGAAAACUUAUUACCAUUUGUCGUUGAAAGUAUUUCUCAAUCAAUUUUGUCAACAGCAUCAACUUUAUUAAGAAAACAUGCUGAAAAUGAUCCUAAAGCUGGUAAAGCAAAUAACACAUCGACAAAAGACAGUCAACGUAGUGUAGUUUUUAACAGGAUUGAACCCGAAUGGGCAACUGUAAAACCUACACUAGCUCAGGUCAUCAAGUACAAGUGUAAUGAACAAUUACGAUGCACUGAAGUAAAGCAAAAUUGGCUUAUAAAGAUUGCCGCAAAUCCAUUUUCUGAAGGUGCAUUGCGCUUGGCAUAUUAUGGUCUCACCAAAUACAAAGAUAGAUGGGAAAAAGUUGUACUUAAAGAAUUUAAACGUAAUAAUCGUGGAGAUAAUACAAAAGACAAAUAUAUAGAGAGUCUGGAGUGUCAAACAGUGGCUGAUUAUCUGGCACUAGAAUUUAAUAAAUUACCACAACUAAAUAAUCUUACGACUUAUGUUAAAAAAAUUAAAUUCAUAAUGGCAAAAUUAGUUUUCAUGCCAAUAGGUUCAGAAAAAUAUCGUAAUAUGUCAAUGGAAAGAUUCAUCGAUGGUUCUUAUAAGAAAUAUUCAAAUAACGCUGGAUUUGUAGAACAUAGCGAUCCAGCAUUUACAUUACAAGCAUUUUCACAUUGGACUCAUGACCAUACAGACGGAAAUAUGAUGGUUGUUGAUUUACAAGGUAUUAUUGCUGGAGAUGAUGAAAAGUAUUUGCUUACAGAUCCAUGUGUACAUUCGACUCAUUUAUUUCGAUUUGGUCGUACAAAUCUUGGCAAACCAGGAAUGAAAAGAUUUUUUCAAACACAUAUCUGUAAUAUUAUUUGUCAUGCAUUAAAGCUCAAACCAAAUGAACACCAACCAGACAUCAAAGCAACGAAAUACGAUUCGUAUUUCAACAACAAACCCAAUCGUACGAUGUUUAAUUGA